AUGACAUCCGCAGGCUCCGACCUGGGCUCCGACGUUCCUCAGUCAGGCACGAUCCAUCCAAUGACUGUACAGAAGCCCACCCUCCUCUUUCUCUUGAACAUCCACACCAUCGCCGAGCGCCUCGCGCUUUUCCUCCCCGUGCGCUCAUGGCUGCAUCUCCGUGCGUCCUCCCGCAGCCUGCUCGCGUUGGAGUCCACUCCGAUGCUCUGGAAACGCUUGCUCGACCGGGACUUUUCCGCGCAGCUAAGCCGUUCCUCCCGGGUUCUCCAUGGGCGCUAUCCGGACAUAUGUCGCUCUGCAUACAUAGCGCUGGCUUCCCGUCGUUUACUCCGCCGUCCAGGCUUGUUUCUAGUUCGAGACGAGUUCCCGCGGUUCUUUCAGCGCUCGGCUCCCCAAAAUCAGACACACUUUGUAGUGGGGAGGCACUUGUAUCGUAUGGCGGUUGUGGCGGAACCGGACGGAUUCAGCUAUUCGAGGGAACUGUCUCGAUUGGAUCUUGAUGGAUUCCUGCGGAAACGGGAACGGUCCGCCCCUGGGUCCGGAUUGCUUUAUUGGGAUGGGGCCGCCGUCGACCUCGUCCAUACCGACAACAAAGUGGAAUGGGAGGCGGUUACUCUGGGUGCUGGCCUGGAGAGAGUCGAGGGAACCUUGUUCAUUGGACCACCGCAAUCUGACGCUGCCGCUCUCUUUUACUGUAAUCUGCGCAACAAUCUUCACGCGUAUUCCUCGGAUGGCAACGAUGAAGACGACAGCGAUGAAGAUGACAUGGUCCCCAAUGGGACGGGAACGGCAACGGACGGCUUAGGGGAGGACUCAAGCUCUGAUGAACCGGAUAUGGCCCAACUAUACCUCUUCCGACCAGGACAUCCACUCCAAACCAUCAUCCCUGAUCCACGCUGUCCGCAUCCCAUCCCCCUACCCGCAUCCUCCGGCAUCACCAUCCACGCAACCUCCACCACAGAGUUCCUAAUAGCCGGCACCUUCCUUCGCCAUCCAUCAGAUACCUCUCUGCCAUCCUCUCUGGACACUUUAAAUUGCCUGGAAAUCAUACUAAUCCCCGAUGGACCAACCCUUUACUACCGCUGGGGGUGGCUCGGUUGCACUACCCACCCUUCAGCCCCACCCGCACGGGACCGGCACACAUUCAUUGACGUACCGCACCUGAACGCGUUCGCCUCGUUUGGUGGUACGCAGCCGACAACCCUCUCGCCCGCGGAUCUGAUCGAUGUAUAUAUGCUGGAUGCACGUGACAAACAGACUUUCUUGAGACUGCCCUCGGUGGGUGACGAUAUGCCGAAAAUCAGCUGCGAGCACUUCCUCCCGCAUCAUUCGACGGUGCGGGUUGGGGAUGCGCUUUAUGUGUUUUCAUGGGGGUCGAGCGGCGCAGCGGGUAACGCGGCGUUGCAUCGAGUGGAUAUUGUAGCAGCACCCAGCGGCGAAGGCGGUCCCACCAGUGCGGUCUGGACGCAGGUGGGUUUGGUUUCGGUCUGGCCCACUUUACAGGGCAAGCCGCUGGUGUUCCUGCAUGAGGGAUACAUGAUUGGAGUGGUUUCCGCCGCGCAUGGUGAAGAGGUGGACAACGCGGAGGACAAGAACAAUGUUAUCGCUAACCUUGAGACGCAGCGGAUGCUGAUGCAAACGGCGUGGACGGAUUUAAGAGCCCAACGACAGCAAGCCCUCGCGGAGGUUGCUAAACGCGGAAAAGUCAAAGAGAUAUGUUCGCCGGACUGUUGCGAAGUUACGUUUCGAGCUUUGUGUAUGUGUGAAGAGGAGGACCAUGCGCAGGACAAGGACAAUAAAGGCGAAGGGGCGGCCGGACGACAUAAACUCCCCGCUGAGCUGGAACAGGUGGGAUUCAAGCUGGAAGCAGGACGACGUGAACUCACCUCUGAGCGGAAAAAGUCGGAACUGAACCUGGAAGCCGAGAUCGCAGAGCUGAAAGAGCUGGAAUUGAAGCGAGAAGCCGAGAUCACCGGACGACUUCAACCCACCGCGUAG
Messenger RNA from Fimicolochytrium jonesii, 1998 nucleotides. RefSeq lists its product as uncharacterized. NCBI's taxonomy places the organism in Eukaryota, Fungi, Chytridiomycota, Chytridiomycetes, Spizellomycetales, Powellomycetaceae. The transcript has 3 exons. The coding region runs from base 1 to 1998 and encodes 665 amino acids. The record is from RefSeq and is a predicted model, not a curated record.